AUGAAUUUUGAAAAUACUCUACGUCAUCUAUUAUCUACAACGUUUCAUUUGUUUCUAUUUUUAUUAUGGUGUAUUCAAUCGUCAUUUGGUGAUACAUCAUCAUGUCGGAAACAAGUUGAAUGUUUUAUAUGCGAUUCACGUGAUAUACCUGAAUGUGAAAAUUCAAAUAAUUUUCUUCAAGUACAUAUACCAAUAAAAUUAUGUGAUGAUUAUUGUGUAAAAAUGUGGACACGUGAAAAUGAGAGUAUAUCUGGUACGGGCAUACAAGCAUCACGUUAUGUUAAACGAGAUUGUCAUAAAAUAUUUCGUUAUCAUAUUAAAAAAGCUGAAACAUGCUAUAAACAUAAAAAACAUACAUCUGAUGUACUUUGUUUGUGUGGUACAGAUCGUUGUAAUUCAGCUAGAAGUUUAUUAAGAUUCAAUUGGCUCUUUUUCCUCACAUUUUAUAUAUAUUUUUAUACCGAUUUUUUUAAUUCAAGAAUCUAUCGAUAA
Molecule: messenger RNA, 492 nt
Organism: Didymodactylos carnosus
Lineage: Eukaryota; Metazoa; Rotifera; Eurotatoria; Philodinida; Philodinidae
Source: the annotation of a GenBank genome assembly